GAAGAAAAAAUGGCGGGCUUAGCUAAUAAGCAAAUCGCAUUCAAAAUAGGAAACCAAAAAGAAAUCUCUCUCUCUACAACGCUGUCUUUCUCUCUCUAGAAAUGGAUAGCAGAGCAGUGGAAUCUGUGAAGACGAAUCUGGAGUCGCUCCGAAUGGCCUGCGACGGAGCGAUUGUCCCUGAGCGGCUGUUUAUCGACGCCUUGACGACGUCAUUUCGAGAAUCCUUUUCUUCGAUUCGCUCCAGAGCGCAAGAAACCGUCCAAUCUCAAGGUAAACUUGUGGAGGUUAAAGCUAGGCUGAGGGAGGCGGAAGAUGAUUUGGUAAAAGCGCUAUCAGUGAAGAACCGUAAAGAGGCCAAACGAAUUGCCUUGAUAGACUCUCUUACUGCUAGUAAAGCUAGGGUUGAAGAACUUAAAAUGAAAGUCCAUGAUCAGAGGGCUAAGAGGGAUGCGUAUGCUGCAAUUAUUUCGAAGCAAUUAUCAGUGUCUGAAGAAACAAAUUGCCAAAACGAAAAAGGUGAAAUACAAGAAGCUAUCUCGUGGUAUAAUAGAGUUCUCGGUUUCCAUGUUGAAGGCGGGCAUGGUGUAAGGUUCAUUUUUAAGAAUAUUAGUAUGAAAAAUCCAAAUGAGGAAUUUUCAUUCACAAUCCGCCAUGCAGACGAUACUUACACCUUGUUAGAUUGUGAUCCACACUUGGAUGACGUCAAGGAGUUGAUCCUCGAGUUGAAUAGAAUGAAUGGUUUAUUCAAGUUUGUCAGAAUAAUGAGGCAGAAGUUUCAAGAAGCUGCUGCUCAAGGACUUUUACCGGAGCCAACAAGUCCUUUUCAGGAAUCUGCUAUGGUUUCUACCUCUGCGCCAGCUUUGUCCAUUUCAAUUGACAGAAGUGAGUCUUUGGCUAAGAAAAGUGAGUCUUUGGCUAAGAAAAGUGAGUCUUUGGCUAAGAAAAGUGAGCACCAUGUUCAAAGGAGAGAAGGGCUUAGAAGUUCCAAGAAACAGAAUAGGGGAAAGGGGGCAAUCGAUUCAAUCUGAUCUUCCGAAAUCGUUCGUCGGUCUCCUCAUUUAUUUGGUCAGAAAAUGUAGAGGCUGCUCUGCCACUGGACAUGCGCAUGUGUAUUCACAAUCUUCUCGGCUAGUCAUAAUUCAUGACUCAGGUGCAUAAUAGCUGACAUACAAUGCGGGAUUCAUAACUAAAUCUGAUACCUUUGCAACUUUAAUGACGUAUCAGCAUCCCCAUGUUGCUUGGUGUGCUUUCACUUCUCUAUUUGUGUAUUGUAAUAAAGUAACAGCUAAUGGAAUGUAUGGGUGACAAUCCCAAAGUUCUUUUUUUAAUUAUAUGUUACAAAAAUGCUUGUAUUUCUUUCGCAGGAAUCCAUAUGUUUUUUCUUCUUUAAUCUGUUACAUUAGUUGGCUUUAAAGAUCGACUGGAAUACAACAAUUAU
Molecule: messenger RNA, 1438 nt
Organism: Morus notabilis
Lineage: Eukaryota; Viridiplantae; Streptophyta; Magnoliopsida; Rosales; Moraceae
Product: kinetochore protein spc25
Exons: 8
Coding region: 102-1028 (308 amino acids)
Biological process (GO): chromosome segregation
Cellular component (GO): Ndc80 complex
Source: RefSeq, a predicted model, not a curated record